GCUACAUAACAACAUCCAAAGGCAGCUUUCAGACAAGAGAAGAAAAAAGUGGGAGAGAGAGGUCGCUGAACCAAGCCCCGCUUGCCGCUGAGCCAAUCGGGCUCGUAGCCAUCUCUCUGUCACAACGCCAAUCACCACCGUCGUCGGCACCACCGGACGGAGACUUGCCGGAGUGCUGGCCGAUCGCGAAACCUGCUGUCCAUCGCCGGCCCAAGCGCAAAGCGAUCGCGAGCCACCGCCUUCUGCCGCCGAGCAACGCCACUGUUUCCAUCGCUGAUCGUCGAAUCAAGGCGCGGCCGCACAAAAUCGCCGGAAGGAAUCGAAGAGGCUUGGAGGCUGGGUAUUCUGCAGUUUAUAUUUAUAAUUGAGAGUUUUAUUUUGAAAAUGAACAGACACGGCAUUCAAGAGACAGUAUAGUGACGAAUUAAGGUUAUUGAUCAAUUGAGAGGAGUUGGAGAAGCAGGAUUUAUGGAGGCAAAAAUUGCAAGGAGUUUGCAACUCUCCCCAUGGAUUAGUUCAGAAAAUAGACUACCAAAGUCCAAUGGCUCGCUAAGUUUUUCCAAGUGUCAGACCAAACAUCAGAGAAGUCAGAUGUUAAUUUCCUGUGACUUUCAACCUAUAAAAGCCAAGAGUUGGCAUAGACCAUGUUUGCUGACGGCUUCAUGUUCUUCUCAAAAUUCUCAAGCUUUUAUUAUGGAAUCUGAAAACUCUCUACCAUCCCAUGAUGAAGUUCAAGUUUUGAAGAGUAAGUCAGAAGAGAUUGAACCGUACCUAAGCGGGCGAUGCAUAUAUCUUGUUGGAAUGAUGGGCUCUGGCAAAACAACCGUUGGCAAAAUUAUUGCAGAGGCACUUGGCUAUACAUUUUUUGACUGCGAUACACUUAUAGAGCAAGCUGUUGGUGGAACAAGUGUUGCUGAAAUCUUUAAGCUACACGGCGAGGGCUUCUUCAGAGACAAUGAGACAGAGGUCUUGCGCAAGCUUUCUUUGAUGCGUGAGGUUGUUGUUUCCACUGGUGGGGGUGCGGUUGUUCGUCCCAUUAACUGGAGAUAUAUGCACAAGGGCAUUAGUGUCUGGUUAGAUGUGCCUGUGGAUGCCUUAGCUAGGAGAAUUUCAACAGUUGGAACUCAUUCCCGGCCCUUAUUACAUAAUGAAUCUGGGGACAUUUAUGCCAAGACUCUCAAACGUUUGUCUACACUUCUGGACGAAAGGGAGGAUGCAUAUGCCAAUGCCAAAGCUAGGGUUUGCCUAGAAAAUAUUGCAGCAAAAAACGGUUGCAUUGAUCUUUGCACUAUCACUCCUACGGAGAUUGCUAUUGAGGCACUUGUACAAAUUGAAAACUUGUUGAAGAAAGAAAGUAGAGAAGUGCAUUGAGCUCCAUCAUAUACAUGCAUUUUGGUCAAUGCUCUUCAAUCUGAUGACGUUACUUCCAAUUGGGUGGUAGCUCCUCUGCUUCUGGUUUUUUUUUUUUUUUUUUCAACCACAUGUAAUAGGAAUAGUUGUUUGCAAAGACUUCAAAUGUGCCUUCAUCAAAUGCUGUAGCUUUGUGUAACAUUUUGCUCAAUAAGUUAUGAGUGCCAUACUGCCAUGAUGUUUGUGUUGAGUACAAGUUUUGUGAGCCUUAGCUUGUGACAAUGGUAGAAUUCUACACACCAUUACCUAAAUUAAAUUGCAUUCUCUAGCAA
This is a messenger RNA of Ipomoea triloba (trilobed morning glory), 1682 nucleotides long. RefSeq names its product shikimate kinase, chloroplastic-like. The transcript is spliced from 12 exons. The record is from RefSeq and is a predicted model, not a curated record. Lineage: Eukaryota; Viridiplantae; Streptophyta; Magnoliopsida; Solanales; Convolvulaceae. Gene Ontology annotation, molecular function: shikimate kinase activity. Gene Ontology annotation, cellular component: chloroplast. The coding region runs from base 469 to 1371 and encodes 300 amino acids.